UAGUCUUUUACACACGUCCCGCUCUUCGCACAUGCGAUAGGUCGACACGGGGGCCUUGUCGAGCCCGCCCUUCUGAAAAACUACCGGAAAAGUUUACUACCUUAUAGCUUUGUCGAGGGCAUGUGGGUUACUGCAACGUGCGGUAGUAAUGUUUUGAUUUCUGUGUGUAGGCAGUAAGUAACCCUUUCCUGUACAUCAGUGGUAGUUUAUUGUUUGCAAAGGAGAAGAGUAAUAUGUAGGCAACAGUUAGCACGUGCAGUGUAUUUGCAUAGCUAUGCCCCGUGUUAGCAAACGCGCUCGUAGAGAAGAUGUCUCCGUGGAACUCGCCUGUGAGUGGGGAUCCUGCCAAGAAACCUUCUGUGACAUGCAGACGUUUUGUCGUCACGUAGAGGAACACCAGAAAACGUGGACUCACUGCUUGGACACUGAAGAGGAUAUUGCAGACUUUGAUUGCCAGUGGAGGGACUGUGGACUCUGUGCGAUGGACAGUGAUGCGGAGUUAUUGAGACAUGCGUUCUUCCACUGUUACCACACCAAACUGAAGCAGUGGGGACUGGCCAUCCUUCAGACACAGCCCGCCCGUGGCACCUGUUCUGUGGGUCUGUACAACCGCAACAUACUACCUGAGGUCACUGACAACUUGACGUGCCUUUGGGAGUACUGUGGGGUCUCCAUGAACAAUCCUGAGUGGUUCUAUCGCCAUGUGGAGAACCAUGCCCAGUCCCUGAGCAGUGCAUCCACCGGGAAACUAGAGAAAACUAUUUGCUGUGGCUGGACAGAUUGCAAAGCUUCCUUCAAGGGGCAGUUCAAGCUGCGUGAGCAUCUCCGCAGCCACACUCAGGAGAAGAUCGUGGCAUGCCCAUUCUGCGGAGGGAUGUUUGCCAACAACACAAAGUUCUUUGACCACAUCCAACGGCAGACCACCACCGAGGACCAGACAUUUCAGUGUUCCCACUGUUUGAAGUACUUGGCUACAGAGAGACUAUUGCGAGACCACAUGAGGAACCAUGUUCACUCCUACAAAUGUUCACUGUGUGACAUGACUUGUCCAUCACCAUCCGCUGUCAAAAAUCACAUGAGAUUUCGGCACAGCACUGAAAAACCUUACAGCUGUGACCUCUGUGAUUACAGCUGUAAAAAUGAAUUUGACUUGCAAAAACACAUGGACAAGCACAACUAUGAACCAGCCUAUCACUGUGACCAUGACAACUGUGAUUUCGCCACACGUUCCAUGCAGUCCUUCAAAAGUCAUUACAAAAGGGUUCACGAGCUUGGAGAUUCCGCACCCCGGUACUUGUGCCACGUGUGUGAGCAGUCUUUCUCCAGGGGCAACAAUCUCACCGUCCACCUGCGCAAGAAACACCAGUUUAAAUGGCCUUCAGGACACCCCAGGUUCAGGUACACGGAGCACGAGGACGGCUUCAUGCGGCUGCAGCUGUUCCGCUAUGAGAGCUAUGCGGAGCUGAUGGAAAGCCCAGGGGCCGGAGACUCCACAGACCAGCCUGCCCAGGGCAAAGACUCCGUGCCGCCUGGAUGCGCAAACGGAACGGGUGGGCAUCUCUCUCCUGCAGGUGGACCACACGGAGCCGGGAGAAAUACUGGAACUGUUGCUGAGCAACCAGAGGAUGGGACUAUGCAGGAGUACAUCGAGAAGGUGUGCAGUGACCUGCUGCGUGAGGAGACGCGUGCGUCGGGAGAGGAGGACGAUGUGUUGAGGCAGCUGGGCGUGGAUGUGCCCUGACCUGGAGUCUUGGGACUGAGUCUCUUGCUGCACUUUAAAUGUAAUUAGCAAACCUAAUGGAUUGAUUAGGGUGAUUAGUUUACUUAAUGGGAAGUCUGUGUUUUCUCAUCUCAGGAAGUCUCAUCUACAUUCCCCUGUGAUCCAAAUUUUACAGGUAGUGGGUCUUAGGCGAGGCUUGCUUAUGAACCUUGAAACUCACAAAGCAGCUCUGAUUCAUAUGAUA
Clupea harengus (Atlantic herring) is the source of this 1964-nucleotide messenger RNA. RefSeq names its product histone H4 transcription factor-like. The record is from RefSeq and is a predicted model, not a curated record. Gene Ontology annotation, biological process: regulation of transcription by RNA polymerase II; anatomical structure development. Lineage: Eukaryota; Metazoa; Chordata; Actinopteri; Clupeiformes; Clupeidae. Gene Ontology annotation, molecular function: RNA polymerase II cis-regulatory region sequence-specific DNA binding; DNA-binding transcription factor activity, RNA polymerase II-specific.